Molecule: messenger RNA, 902 nt
Organism: Aethina tumida (small hive beetle)
Lineage: Eukaryota; Metazoa; Arthropoda; Insecta; Coleoptera; Nitidulidae
Exons: 11
Coding region: 66-872 (268 amino acids)
Source: RefSeq, a predicted model, not a curated record
CGAUCCAACAGAUUUAAACGUUUGAACAUUACGUCUGAAAGAUAGUUAAUAAAAUAUAGAUCAAAAUGUGUUCGCAAACAUUUUUGAGAAUAGUACAAACUAUCCUCGUGAUUGGAUGCUUAUGUGCCGCACUAGCUAUUUUCUUCAUUAGCGGUUUCUCAAUCACUGUAGUCUUAGUGGUCUGCACCAGUGUCAUCUUCCUGCUCGUCCUAUUCUCAGACCUGAUAUUGCGAUGCCGUUCGUGCUUCAUCGGUGAGCACGUUUGGGGCUAUUUCGCCUGUGGUGCGUUCCUCGAGUUCAUCACCUGUGCAUUUUUGGCAUUUGCUAGUUUAAAUUUAAGUGAAGUCUACGUAGAGGAGAAUAAGGAUCACAGCGACAAGGAUGACAAAGAUAAUAACCAUCAUAACCAUUUUAAAGAAUUUGGAGUUGCAUUGUGUCUUGGCAUCUUUUGUUUAGCCACCGCCACUUGUUUCUUUUACGAUAUAUUUGCAUUACUUCUCAAAAUGUGGGUAGUUUGUAGAUACAGAGUUGAUUGUCUUUGCGAUAAUUCUUCAAGAGGAACUUAUAAUGUUGGCUCACCAGGAGUUUGCAGUAACAGAUCUGUGGACAGAAUUUCUCCUCAGCCUCCACCACCAAAACCUUGCCCUCCACCUCAACUUUGUACAGCAUUCGAACCAAAGAACAGGAAGCAACUGUCUAUUCAAACCAUGUGUUCCAGACCGGAAAGUUCGAAAACAAAAGUUUUAUUGUCUAAAUCUCCAUCGAAUCUAGUAUUAGAAUGUGAAUGUGAGGAUGUAAAUGAGCCAAGUGGAAGCAAUAUGAGACCCAUUGAUAAUCAAGUUCAAUAUCAGCCUCAAAAAAGAGUCCAUUAGAUUAAAACAGAUCAAUAAUUUUAUUAGAAG